Messenger RNA from Mustela lutreola (European mink), 938 nucleotides. RefSeq names its product piggyBac transposable element-derived protein 5-like. Gene Ontology annotation, biological process: non-replicative DNA transposition. Gene Ontology annotation, cellular component: nucleus. The coding region runs from base 271 to 612 and encodes 113 amino acids. The record is from RefSeq and is a predicted model, not a curated record. The transcript is spliced from 4 exons. Lineage: Eukaryota; Metazoa; Chordata; Mammalia; Carnivora; Mustelidae. Gene Ontology annotation, molecular function: transposase activity.
CGCCUGGGCCCGGCCGCAGCCCCUGCCUCCCGCCCUCGCGCCCUGCGUCCCUCCGCGGCCUGCAGCCUGCGGAGCCCGAGCUCCGAGGGCGCUUCCUCGGGCGCUGGGCCCGAGGCGGCCCAGACGGCGGGCCGGCCGGGCGCGGGGCGGCGGGCGCUGUGCUGCGGGCUGCGCUGGUGGGGGGCGGCGGGCCGCGGCGCGGGCCCAGUGCCCAGCGCGUGCGGCCGGGAGGCGCUCUGGGGGGCGGGCGCGCGGGCGGCGCCCGGGGCUAUGGCCCAGGUCGGCGGGAGCGCGCGGAGGAGGGCGCCGGCGCUGCUCGAGGCGGCCCGCGCGCGCUACAAGAGCCUGCACAUCUGGGACGACGUGUUCGGCGAGUCCGGCCCGGACAGCGGCGGGAACCCCUUCUACAGCACGUCCGGCGCCUCGCGCUCCUCCUUGGCCGCCUCCUCGGACGCCGAACACGAGCGCCCCGGCCCCCCGCUGCCUCCCGACGCCCCCCGAAGCGCAGGAGUCCGACGAGGACGAGGCCAGCACGGGUUGGAGUGCCACGCUGCGGGACCGCCCGCCCCUGCGCUUCGUGGACACUGGCGAUGUGUGGAGGGCCAUGGCUGACUUGGAUGCAGUUGGAGUCAUCUCACAGCACAUGGAAUACACAAUUUAUCUUGCUUCCUGUCUUGAUAACGACAUCUUGGUUUUCAUGCUGUCUUAGAACAAGUAGAACUUGACUUACAUGUAAGAUCUGAAGAAGUCAAUCUGUUUCUUCUAUGGCUUCAAGGACUUCAGACAAACUUUGCAGAAGAGCAGGUGCUGAUUUUUGCUUGCCUCGUGCCUGGUUUCCCAGCGAUCAUGUCAUCCAGAGGGACCUGCAUGGUGGAGACACUCAUCAGUCCUAGCCCUGGUGUGGCAGAUGACAUCCCCCAUUUGAGACCAGCGCCAGU